This is a messenger RNA of Apis laboriosa (Himalayan honeybee), 1559 nucleotides long. RefSeq lists its product as uncharacterized. Gene Ontology annotation, cellular component: extracellular region. Lineage: Eukaryota; Metazoa; Arthropoda; Insecta; Hymenoptera; Apidae. Gene Ontology annotation, molecular function: chitin binding. The record is from RefSeq and is a predicted model, not a curated record. Bases 1 to 627 code for a protein of 208 amino acids. The transcript is spliced from 3 exons.
AUGCGGGUCCACGACAACCUGUGCUCCUCGCUGGGAUACGUCGUGUUCCUUCUGUUGCUCGUCGAGGGUGUACGAAAUACCGGAAGUGGUAAAGUGUCGAAGAGGGCGAGGCCAAUAGACCCCGAUACCGAGGACAACCGCGACAACCGUGACAACGAGGACUAUUAUUACGAGGACGUGGAUGAAAGAAACAAUCCCACGAACGAGGCACCCGUCGUUCCUCCAGGAUUCCUCAGUCCAUCGGUACGAGAGUAUCUGGAUCUUGGUAAAUCGAUACCAGGUCGAGCCGGCACCGAUUAUCCUGUGUUGGGCAAGGUGCCUUACACGAAUUUCUACUGCGACGACCAACCCUAUCCAGGCUUCUUCGCGGACGUGGAGACGAGAUGCCAGGCGUGGCAUUAUUGCGACAUAGACGGACGCCAGGCAACCUUCCUGUGCCCGAACGGCACGCAAUUCAGCCAGGCAGUGUUCGUGUGCGAUUGGUGGUUCAACGUCAGAUGCGAGUUGAGCCCUAAACUGUACGCCAUCAACAGCAGAUUGUACGGAAGGCCCACGGAGAGCCCGACCAGGCCCCACCGCCUCAUCACCAAGGAGCUGUUGGAAAACAUCUUCGUCAGGCGGAAAUGAGGGAGGGAGGGGAGUGCUUCGAGAUUUCGUCGAUUCCUCUUCGCGUCUCGCGAGCAAAGAUGGGAGUACGGAGACACCCUGGAAUGGGUGGAUUGGAUUAGUGGAAAGCGUAAGAUUAAUCACUAAUUAAUGAAAUCUCGAACCGAUUUUCAAAUAAGCUUGACUUCUCAUCAUGAGACUUUGUGUGACGAUCUAUGCGUGUGAUCCUCGCGCGAUCUUCAUCUUCAAUCUUCACUCUAACCUUUUGCAAUGAUCUUCGAACGAUAUGGUAUGUAUGGUAUGUAUUGGGAUGAUAUAGAGAUUUGCAUCUGAAAAAUAUAAAAUUCUAAGAUUUACAGAGAUUAGUUGGAGGAUAAUUAAAUGGAUUUAAGAAGCAUCUAUCGUAUUUCUAUUUCGAUUGAUCAGGCGAAGAUUAUUGUAUUUAUCUUUUUAUAUAUAGAUAUAUGUAUAUGUAUGAAUGAAUGGGUGACGAAUGUGUAGAAAUAAUAUAGAAAAUUAAUAUAGAUAGAUAAGAAGAUAAGAUAAGGAAAAAAAAAAUGUGAACGUUCGAAAGUGCUAUUACGGUACUCGACGAAGAAACGUUUGUUUAAAAAAAAAGAAAAAAAAAAUUGAAAAUAGAUUUAUCGACGUGCCACGAAUUUUUCUGUAAAGAUACCACAGGUGUCUGUCUACUUUUCAUUCUGAUCCUAUUUACAGGAUAUUAGGAUGAUAGGAUUAGCAAAUUCAUGCGUAACCUUAAGUUAGUAAGCGUGAUUUAUCACGAUAAUUCUAGAAUUAUGAAUCGUGCUAAAAAAAAAAAAAAAAAAAAGAAAACUUAUGUAUACCUUUUAUCCGUGAAAAAGUUUAGAGAAAAGUGUUGUGUGAAAUAAUAAACGAAGAAACAAUUAAUUUAAACGUCCAUUAAAAAUUGGAACAGCAUUAUGAUAAAUUUG